GUUGCGUUGGCGGUUGAAUUUAUUUUUCUAUUUCCAUUUCUUCCUCUAUGCGGUGCUCCGGUGUUUGCGAUUUGCGAGUUUGUAGAGUUAAUUUGUUGUGUUUUUAUUGAUAUUCUUUUUGCGAAAAAUGGCAGGUUACCGUCCAAGUUACACAGUAGACGAAGACAUGCAAAUUCUUAAAUCGAUAAUAAAAUUUCAGUUGUACUAUUCUGUAAGAGGCAGAUCUCUUUGGAAGGAUCUGAGUUCAGUUGGUUAUCUCGAUAGAACAUGGAUGAGUCUUCAGAACCGUUUUGAGAAGACCAUACUUCCCAACAUUUCCAAUCCUAAAUAUACUAUACCAGAUAUUGAAAAACGUAAGAUUGAGCUAGCCUGGCAUCAAACAUCAACAGUUUUCAAAAAUAGCCAAAAAGCAAUUGCGAAGAAUAAGAGGAACAAAAAUUCGUCGUCUUCGGAAGAAAUUGAUGUAGAAAGUUCUUCUGCAGAAGAUGAUAAAAACACUUCUUCAGAUGAUGAAAUUAUAAUUGAUGAUACUGACAAACAAGAGAAGAAUUUAGAUGCAAAUAAUAAACAGAUAUCCAGAGAUGUUAAUAAUGAAAGUUUACAAAGUAGUGAUGAUUCUCUAGUAUUUGCUCUAAAUUCUACAAUAACAAUGAUUGAAGAAAAAGUUGAUAAGCAAACAACACAUUUGGAUAAUACAAAUGUUACAAAAAGUAACUCAAAUGAUUUUACAACAUUUAUGGAGUCUGAAACGGUAGAAAUAAAUUCUAGCCCUGAGCAUGAAGCAACUAAUGAAAAAAGUUGUGAUAAGAAAUCGAAUAAUCUUUCAAAACAUAAUAGUAGUGAUAAUAAAAUGCAAGCUUAUGAAACAACAGAUGAUGAAAGUGAUAUAUUUGUUACGUGCAAGUCAAAUUUAUAAUGGUAUUGUUAGUUAAAAUUACUUGGUGUUCAAGUAAGAGGUUGUUAAACACUAUCCUUUACCUGUCACUGUGAAGCUUAUAAAAGAGCGUUUUUUAAGUAUAUUGAAUUUGUUAAGUUCAGUCGAUCCAAACCAGAGCUAUCAAAAUAAAAAAAAUAAAUAAAUUGACUUUAUUUUAAGUUAAGAAGCUUCAAAUGAGGGCUGCUUUUAAAGUCCUUUUUUAAAUCUGUGUCGCUAAUAAGACACCCUCUUAUAUGGUCACCCUUUACAUCUUUGGAAGAAAUACAUUGUUAUAUUUUGUAGAUACCUGCCUGUUUCUUUCAAGAUUUUGAUUAGCAAUUAAAAAAAAUGUGUUUAUAUUUUUGUUCUUUGCAAUAAAACAUUAAAAAAUA
This is a messenger RNA of Psylliodes chrysocephalus, 1308 nucleotides long. Lineage: Eukaryota; Metazoa; Arthropoda; Insecta; Coleoptera; Chrysomelidae. The record is from the annotation of a GenBank genome assembly.